UUUAUUAUUUGAACUUCACAAUGAGAUCAUAUAGCGUCAAUUUUGUGAAAGGUUUGUUGAUUGCUUUUAAUGUGGCAUUUAUUAUAAAUGCGUUUGUUCUUAACUUCAUAGGAACAUUUAUAUAUGCCAAUUUAUCGAACUGUACCAUAUUUUAUGAAAAGGGACUUGUAAAUUCAUCCGUACUUGUUUUUUGUUCUGGUCUGGCUGUUUUUGUGAUCUCUAUUUUAGGAUGCUGUGGAGCUACCAAAAAGAAUAUUAUAUUACUUAAUGCAUUUACAACAUUCCUAGCUUGCAUUUUGAUAAUGGAAAUAUUGGCUGGAUCUAUGGCAGCAUAUUACAACCAAAAUUUUAGAGCUAAGUUUAAAGAAAUUUUAAAGAAAUCCAUAAAAAAUCCAACCCCAGCUGAAUUUACUUGUUGGAGGCGUAUGCAAAAUCACUUUGAAUGUUGCGGAGUGGACAGUAUCGAAGAUUGGGGUGAUAAAGUACCCUACAGUUGCUAUGGCAACGUAACUGGAACCAACGAAAAAAUACUUCAUAAAUAUGGUUGUUAUCAUCAACUUGAAGAGUUUUUGGGAAACCAAGCAACCAAUAUUAUUGGUAUUACAUUUGGACUUAUUUUAAUUAAAGUUUUGGGAAUAUUCUUAUCGAGAUGUUUAGUUGUUGGGAUGAAAAAAAAUAAAUUUUUGAAUAUAUUGAUUACAGAAGAAUAAUAUUUUCUAACUACCCUAAAAACAUAUUUUUUUA
Molecule: messenger RNA, 744 nt
Organism: Brassicogethes aeneus
Lineage: Eukaryota; Metazoa; Arthropoda; Insecta; Coleoptera; Nitidulidae
Source: the annotation of a GenBank genome assembly